This is a messenger RNA of Salvia miltiorrhiza (redroot sage), 3020 nucleotides long. RefSeq lists its product as uncharacterized. The record is from RefSeq and is a predicted model, not a curated record. NCBI's taxonomy places the organism in Eukaryota, Viridiplantae, Streptophyta, Magnoliopsida, Lamiales, Lamiaceae. The transcript has 6 exons. Gene Ontology annotation, molecular function: serine-type peptidase activity; dipeptidyl-peptidase activity. The coding region runs from base 368 to 2680 and encodes 770 amino acids. Gene Ontology annotation, biological process: proteolysis.
ACAAUAACCAGAUAAUUUAUUGCAUAAAAAACACUCCAGCUAGAUUAACUCCGCCACCAGAACAAACCCACGCGCCACUCCUCCCACAAAAACUGACUUAUCACACACCAUCUAUUCACUCUCACAUCAAAUCAUUUCAAACCCUUUUGGUUUCUGAAUUUACUCCGAAAUUAUCAGAGUUUCUGAUAAAUCUGCGUUUAAGUGUUGAUUUAAUCAGUAUUUAUUGGAAGGAAUCCCGAAUCCGAAUCCGAUUCCGAUUCCGGAAUCCGAAUUCGUUCUUCAUCAUUGCCGGAUCAUCAAAGACAGAUUUGUACAGUAUGCGCGCAUUGGUGCAUAAAUUACUCAAUCUUAGAUUGUUUAUUUUGUAAUGCAAUCACUGAUUGAGAGUGGCAAAAAGAAGAAUCUCAAACGUUCGUGGUUCGAAAUGCCUGUAACUGACACAACUGUUGCAAAUGCGCUGGACAAUUGCACUAUAUUUCCUGUUGAAGAGAUAGCACAGCAUCCUUUACCAGGUUAUGGAGUGCCAACUGCAAUUAGUUUUAGCCUCGAUGAUUGUCUCAUAGCAUACUUGUUCAGUCAGGAUCAGACUUUGAACAGGAACUUGUUUGUAUUUGAUCCCAAGAGUGGGAAACAUGACCUGUUCUUUAGUCCACCAGAUGGUGGUCUUGAUGAAAACAAUGUAUCUGCUGAGGAGAAAUUGAGACGGGAGAGGUUAAGAGAGCGAGGCUUGGGAGUGACACGCUAUGAAUGGGUAAAGACCAGCCCAAGGAGAAAAAGACUUAUUGUGCCUUUACCAGCUGGGAUCUAUAGUCAGGAAAAUGAUGACAAGACUGAACUCCUGAUCCCAAGUGCCUCUGGUUCGCCGAUUAUAGACCCACAUCUCUCUCCAGAUGGAACCAGACUUGCCUAUGUGAGGGAUAAUGAGCUUCACGUGUCUAGCCUUCUAUACAAUGUGUCAAAGCAAUUGACUGUGGGCGCCAAUGAGAAUGCUAUAACACAUGGGCUUGCUGAGUUCAUUGCACAGGAGGAAAUGGAUCGGAAGAAUGGUUACUGGUGGUCAUUAGAUAGCAAAUUUAUUGCAUUUACUGAGGUUGAUUCAUCGGAGGUACCUCUCUAUAGGAUCAUGCACCAAGGCAAAAGUUCAGUGGGCUCCGAUGCACAGGAAGAUCAUGCAUACCCUUUUGCUGGCGGUCCAAAUGUGAAAGUCCGCUUGGGAGUUGUUCCUGCCACUGGUGGACCAGUUAGUUGGAUGGAUCUUCUCUGCGGAGGAGAGCAGGCGGAAGAUGAAGAAUAUUUGGCAAGAGUCAAUUGGAUGCACGGAAACAUUCUUACUGCUCAGGUGUUGAAUCGAACUCAGUCUAAAUUGAAGAUCCUCAAGUUUGAUAUCAAAACUGGGCAGAGGGAAGUAAUUUUGCAAGAAGAUAGUGAAACUUGGAUAAAUUUGCAUGAUUGUUUCACCCCUUUAGACAAAUUACCUCAUCGGUCAUCUGGAGGAUUCAUUUGGGCAAGCGAAAAAACGGGAUUCAGACAUUUAUAUUUGUACGAUUCUGAUGGUGUGUGUUUAGGACCUAUUACUCAAGGUGAUUGGAUGGUUGAGCAUGUUGCUGGUGUAAAUGAGGCUACUGAAAUUGUGUAUUUCACUGGAACCCUGGAUGGUCCUUUGGAAUCACAUCUUUAUCGAACGGAGUUGUUCCCAGAUGCGAGCGGUUCCUUGCAGACUCCCCUAAGAUUAACCCAUGGAAAGGGAAAACAUGGUGUUGUGCUUGAUCAUCAGUUGCAAAGGUUUGUGGAUAUCUACGAUUCCCUAGGUUCGCCUCCCAAAAUAACGCUACACUCGUUGCAGGACGGAAGCUUCAUUGCUUCUGUUUAUGAGCAGCCCAUCCACAUUCCCAGGUUUAAGGAACUCGCACUUGUGCCUCCUGAAAUAGUUCAAGUGAAGGCUAAGGAUGGAACCACCUUGUACGGGGCACUAUAUAAACCCGAUACUGCAAGAUUCGGACCACCACCUUACAAGACAAUGGUUCACGUGUAUGGUGGUCCCAGCGUACAGCUAGUCUGUGAUUCUUGGAUAAACACUGUCGACAUGAGAGCUCAGUAUCUCAGUAGUAAAGGCAUAUUAGUUUGGAAGAUGGAUAAUAGAGGAACUGCUCGACGCGGGCUCAAGUUUGCAGGUGCGCUCAAGUACAAAUGUGGCCAGAUUGAUGCUGAGGAUCAACUCACUGGAGCCGAGUGGCUCAUCAAGCAAGGGUUAGCUAAAGACGGCCAUAUUGGACUGUACGGAUGGAGUUAUGGUGGAUAUCUCUCAGCAAUGGCACUGGCAAAGUUCCCCGAAGUAUUCAAAUGUGCAGUUUCAGGUGCUCCUGUGACAUCAUGGGAUGGAUACGACACAUUCUAUACAGAAAAGUACAUGGGAAUGCCCUCUGAAAAUGAAUCAGCCUAUUUACAAAGUUCUGUUAUGCAUCACAUUGACAACAUGGAAGGGAAGCUGCUCCUGGUGCAUGGGAUGAUCGAUGAAAAUGUGCAUUUCAGACACACCGCGAGGCUUGUCAACACACUUGUGGCUGCCAGGAAGCCUUAUGAGCUGUUGAUCUUCCCAGACGAGCGCCACAUGCCUCGUGGAAACAGGGACCGUGUAUACAUGGAGGAGAGGAUCUGGGAUUUCAUCGAACGGAGUUUGUAGGCAUAUCUCAUUCAGCAUUUGCAUCAGAAAUGAAACUGCUUUGUUGUCCAGGAAAUUCAGGUUUGUCGAUUUGACUGAGCUCGUUGAAGAUUGAAUGUGAAAUAAAAAUCUGGUGGUGUACAUAGUUGAUGAAGUCUGGGAAGAGAAAUAGUUUCAUUUUAUAUCUACAAGGACAAGAAACACAUAAUAAUAUUUAAAAUAACUGGCGAUCCAAGAAAUUGUAGAGUUGGACACUAUAUGUAAUUUGACAAAGACAUGCUAUAGGGAUGUAUGCACUCACCCAAACUUGCAGCUUUUUCUUUGAGCUUAACUUUUUCUCGCUUUGAAUAUUUUGUUUCAA